AUGUCUUCUAAAGCUAAAAAACUUACCGACCAAGAAAUAACCUUACAAUUUAAUAACAUGAAAAGCGAAAUGCAAGCAAUUGCACAGAAAAUUGGGGAAUUAGAGGGUGACGCCGAAGAACACAAAGCGGUAAUUGAUACAAUAUCUCCUUUGAAUGGAGAUCGAAAAUGUUUUCGCCUUGUAGGUGGUGUAUUGGUAGAGCGUACUGUAAAAGAA
Acaulospora morrowiae is the source of this 216-nucleotide messenger RNA. Lineage: Eukaryota; Fungi; Glomeromycota; Glomeromycetes; Diversisporales; Acaulosporaceae. The record is from the annotation of a GenBank genome assembly.